UGUGGUUUGGAACCCAUGUGCAGGCGUACCAGAGAAAGCAAAACAAAUGCUACAAAUUGCAUAAGACAAUAUAAUAUGCAAUAAUGAUGACUGCAUAUUAUUAAUUAAUAUUAUAAUAAUGAACCGCAACUUUAUAAUAUAUAACUGCUGAUAAUUAUGCGUAUUUCUACUAGCAGUACUAUAGGAUAAUAACAGUGGUUGUCAUUGACUGUUGUGGUUGUCAGGGAUGGACGGGGUCCGGUGGGCGUUCCGCUGCGGCUCGUGGGUACCGACCCGUUCCGAGUGGACCCUGGCGGCCCGGUGCGUUCAGCAGGAGGAGAAAGAACGGAUCGCGCAGUUCGUGUUCGCCAAAGAUGCUAAAUCCGCCAUGGCUGGUCGUCUGCUGAUCAGAAAGCUGGUGUGUGAGAAGAUGGGUUUUGCAUGGGACGGGUUUCGGCUGGAAAGAACAGCGCGGGGGAAACCGUUCUUGCCACGGACCUCAUCCACCCCCGGCGUAACCCACUGGAACUUCAACGUGUCCCAUCAGGGAGAUUACGCCGUGCUGGCAGCAGAACCGGGACGCCAGGUGGGCGUAGACGUGAUGAAGACCAGCAGACCAGGCAGCAGCUCCGUACAGGAGUUUUUCCGGAUCAUGAAUCGUCAGUUCACGGAUCUGGAGUGGAUGAACAUCCGGAAGGCCGGAUCGGACUGGGACCAACUGGACAUGUUUUAUAGGCACUGGGCGCUGAAGGAGAGCUUCGUCAAAGCGAUUGGCACAGGGCUGGGCUUCGAUCUGCAGAGGGUGGAGUUUCACAUCUCGCCCAAUCAGAUGCGAGAAGGGCAAGUGUACCGGCAGACACAGAUGUACCUGGACAGUGAAGUAGAGGACUGGACAUUUGAGGAGAGCUUAUUGGACAAAGAUCAUCACGUCGCUGUGGCGCUGGGAAAACCAGAUAUCAGCACAUCUGAAGAGGACGGUGGGACUGUUUGUGAAGCUCCGCCCCUUUCGUUCACACUGUUGAGUUUCAGUUAUCUUAUGUCUAAAGCCACGCCCCUUCUAGAGGAAGACCCCGCCUACUGGGAGAGAUUUCAGAGCAAAAAGGAAGCACCUGUUAGAUAAAACAGCAGUGAAUAAAUUGCAUG
Messenger RNA from Sinocyclocheilus anshuiensis, 1122 nucleotides. RefSeq names its product aminoadipate-semialdehyde dehydrogenase-phosphopantetheinyl transferase (gene aasdhppt). NCBI's taxonomy places the organism in Eukaryota, Metazoa, Chordata, Actinopteri, Cypriniformes, Cyprinidae. The transcript has 7 exons. Gene Ontology annotation, molecular function: magnesium ion binding; holo-[acyl-carrier-protein] synthase activity. Bases 227 to 1099 code for a protein of 290 amino acids. The record is from RefSeq and is a predicted model, not a curated record. Gene Ontology annotation, cellular component: cytosol.